Acytostelium subglobosum LB1 is the source of this 235-nucleotide messenger RNA. RefSeq lists its product as hypothetical. The transcript has a single exon. The record is from RefSeq and is a predicted model, not a curated record. The annotation marks the transcript as partial. NCBI's taxonomy places the organism in Eukaryota, Evosea, Eumycetozoa, Acytosteliales, Acytosteliaceae.
AUGAAACACAUUCAUACAAUGACGGCCAUUCUGGCCAUAGUGUUCUCUGGUGCCAUCAUUGGCCUAAACAUCUACUCUAUGUUGGGAAGUACUUCAUGGUAUGAGUUGGGCAACUCUCAUUUAACUUGGUCUCUUAACAGAGGUCAAUUCAACGGUGAGUACAGCUCAAAGACACGUCAAACAAUGUACGUCUCCUUUGGCUUCACCCUUGUCUCUUGUUUCUUUGUAAGUAUUA